This is a messenger RNA of Aedes aegypti (yellow fever mosquito), 1168 nucleotides long. RefSeq lists its product as uncharacterized. The transcript is spliced from 2 exons. NCBI's taxonomy places the organism in Eukaryota, Metazoa, Arthropoda, Insecta, Diptera, Culicidae. The coding region runs from base 67 to 876 and encodes 269 amino acids. Gene Ontology annotation, molecular function: protein binding. The record is from RefSeq and is a predicted model, not a curated record.
CUUCUAAAAACAAAAUGGCAUCAUAAACAGUGCAGUGUGGUCUAUCGUGAAACUGAAACAGUCAUCAUGGACGAUUUGGACAUUAGCAUCAUUUCCAAACUUCUUUAUUCGGCAUGGUUCAAAUUUCAAAUCCUAAAUACCGUCCCCUCCAGCACGGACCAGUUGCUCGACGAGACGGGAAGCUAUUCGAUAAGGCAGCUUUUGCAGCAAAAGAUGGGCUAUCUGGAGGCGUUGAAUCGUUGUCUGUGGCGACAUGGCGAGGAACCGAUGCCGAGUUCUAGCACGGAGCUGAUGCAAACAAGUGCGGAGUCCGGAAGUUCGCUGGACACGUUUGAUUUGAAAAGAUAUGAGCGCUACUGUAGGGAGGAACGGAUUUUGAAGCGCCAAAUGAAUAAUCUCUUGAGAUUGCACGAUUUGACGCAUCGGGAUUAUGCGGAAGAAUACAGCAUAGAAGUUGCUAAAAAUAUCCUUGUCAGUCGAUGGGAGUCGUCUCGCUUAGAACAACUUUCGAUGCAACUUCAAGAUCGUUUCCAAGCCCUGGAAAAAUGCACUCGUAGUUCCGAGUGUCACAUACGAAUCAGUCUCAAAGCUUGUAGAUUAAUUGAUCAGUUCUACACAUGGCAAUUGGAUGAAGUUCAGAACGAUAUUGACCAAUGGAUGGAACGAUUUGAGCAUGAGAAGGAUGACCUGGAUGGCCGUUUUCAGCGAGCUAGAGCUAAGAAAAGACACUGGAAAACGUUGAUGGAGGAGGUUGAGAAUCGUGAACAAGAAAUUGAACGUCUGCAAAAAUUGGAAGAUGAACACCAUAAACGGAUCGAUUAUAGGGAGUUGUGCUGGAACAGUGCUGUUAAGAUUCAAGCCUGGUGGCGCGGGUAGAUCGUACGGAAAGGGAUCAAAUUGGGGGGACGAAGAAAAAUGCGAAGGAAAAAGAAAACUAAGGGCAAGAAAAACCACAAAUCCAAAAUAACGAGAAAGGCGAGAUAAUAUCAACUAUUAACUGGUGGCUGCAUGUUUGCUUUCCUAUGUUUAGUAAUUCAUAUCCUGGUUAUAUCACUAAUUGUCCUAAUUAUCCUGGAAAUAGAUAGAUACCGCUUAAGAUAGGAGGCAGCGUACGUUUAUCAUUCGGAAUGAACCAAUCUCUCUAAUGAAUAACAACCAGUGAAAGCUA